AUGGUGCUUGAUGCUACGUGGGAAAACUCUCUGCAGCUGGACCGGCUCCGUGGUCUAGUGUUAGAGGGGGACUACCAGGGGGGUCAACUUGACCUGCACCAAGUGUCAGGUGUGACCAGGUUAGAGGGGGACUACAAGGGGGGCCAACAUGACCUACACCAAGUGUCAGGUGUGACCAGGUUAGAGGGGGACUACCAGGGGGGCCACCUUGACCUACACCAAGUGUCAGGUGUGACCAGGUUAGAGGGGGACUACCAGGGGGGUCAACUUGACCUGCACCAAGUGUCAGGUGUGACCAGGUUAGAGGGGGACUACCAGGGGGGGGGGGGGGGGGGGGGGCAACUUGACCUACACCAAGUGUCAGGUGUGACCAGGUUAGAGGGGGACUACCAGGGGGGUCAACUUGACCUGCACCAAGUGUCAGGUGUGACAAGGUUAGAGGGGGACUACAAGGGGGGCCAACAUGACCUACACCAAGUGUCAGGUGUGACCAGGUUAGAGGGGGACUACCAGGGGGGCCAACUUGACCUACACCAAGUGUCAGGUGUGACCAGGUUAGAGGGGGACUACCAGGGGGGUCAACUUGACCUACACCAAGUGUCAGGUGUGACCAGGUUAGAGGGGGACUACCAGGGGGGUCAACUUGACCUACACCAAGUGUCAGGUGUGACCAGGUUAGAGGGGGACUACCAGGGGGGUCAACUUGACCUGCACCAAGUGUCAGGUGUGACCAGGUUAGAGGGGGACUACCAGGGGGGUCAACUUGACCUGCACCAAGUGUCAGGUGUGACCAGGUUAGAGGGGGACUACCAGGGGGGUCAACUUCACCUACACCAAGUGUCAGGUGUGACCAGGUUAGAGGGGGACUACCAGGGGGGUCAACUUGACCUGCACCAAGUGUCAGGUGUGACCAGGUUAGAGGGGGACUACCAGGGGGGUCAACUUGACCUACACCAAGUGUCAGGUGUGACCAGGUUAGAGGGGGACUACCAGGGGGGUCAACUUGACCUGCACCAAGUGUCAGGUGUGACCAGGUUAGAGGGGGACUACCAGGGGGGUCAACUUGACCUGCACCAAGUGUCAGGUGUGACCAGGUUAGAGGGGGACUACCAGGGGGGUCAACUUCACCUACACCAAGUGUCAGGUGUGACCAGGUUAGAGGGGGACUACCAGGGGGGUCAACUUGACCUGCACCAAGUGUCAGGUGUGACCAGGUUAGAGGGGGACUACCAGGGGGGUCAAUUGGACCUACACCAAGUGUCAGGUGUGACCAGGUUAGAGGGGGACUACCAGGGGGGCCAACUUGACCUACACCAAGUGUCAGGUGUGACCAGGUUAGAGGGGGACUACCAGGGGGGUCAACUUGACCUACACCAAGUGUCAGGUGUGACCAGGUUAGAGGGGGACUACCAGGGGGGUCAACUUGACCUGCACCAAGUGUCAGGUGUGACCAGGUUAGAGGGGGACUACCAGGGGGGUCAACUUGACCUGCACCAAGUGUCAGGUGUGACCAGGUUAGAGGGGGACUACCAGGGGGGUCAACUUCACCUACACCAAGUGUCAGGUGUGACCAGGUUAGAGGGGGACUACCAGGGGGGUCAACUUGACCUGCACCAAGUGUCAGGUGUGACCAGGUUAGAGGGGGACUACCAGGGGGGUCAACUUGACCUGCACCAAGUGUCAGGUGUGACCAGGUUAGAGGGGGACUACCAGGGGGGUCAACUUGACCUGCACCAAGUGUCAGGUGUGACCAGGUUAGAGGGGGACUACCAGGGGGGUCAACUUGACCUACACCAAGUGUCAGGUGUGACCAGAACCAAGAUAUACGUCUCUCGCAUGGCCGGCGACACCCCGGCCUCACGAAGGCAACGGUGCCGAUCGUUCAACUCUUAG
Molecule: messenger RNA, 1893 nt
Organism: Haliotis rufescens (red abalone)
Lineage: Eukaryota; Metazoa; Mollusca; Gastropoda; Lepetellida; Haliotidae
Exons: 3
Coding region: 1-1893 (630 amino acids)
Source: RefSeq, a predicted model, not a curated record